Pseudozyma flocculosa PF-1 is the source of this 198-nucleotide messenger RNA. RefSeq lists its product as uncharacterized. Bases 1 to 198 code for a protein of 65 amino acids. The record is from RefSeq and is a predicted model, not a curated record. Lineage: Eukaryota; Fungi; Basidiomycota; Ustilaginomycetes; Ustilaginales; Ustilaginaceae. Gene Ontology annotation, biological process: transcription by RNA polymerase II; nucleotide-excision repair, preincision complex assembly; transcription initiation at RNA polymerase II promoter. Gene Ontology annotation, cellular component: transcription factor TFIIH holo complex; transcription factor TFIIH core complex. The transcript is spliced from 4 exons.
AUGAAGGCCAUCAAGGGUAUGCUCCUAACCUGUGAUCCAGCAGCGAAACAGCUGCUGCUCACGCUCGACGAGCGGAUGCGCUUCAUCAUCAUGGAUCUCGACGAGACGCACCUCCUCGUCUCGCCCGACAAGGUCGAGUGGAUGCGCACCGAACUCGAAUCAGAGCUCGAGAAGAACACCUACACCCUCGAAGGCUAG